Messenger RNA from Sorghum bicolor (sorghum), 2410 nucleotides. RefSeq lists its product as uncharacterized. The transcript is spliced from 3 exons. NCBI's taxonomy places the organism in Eukaryota, Viridiplantae, Streptophyta, Magnoliopsida, Poales, Poaceae. Gene Ontology annotation, molecular function: protein binding. The coding region runs from base 111 to 2135 and encodes 674 amino acids. The record is from RefSeq and is a predicted model, not a curated record.
GAGUGUGAUUCGAAAUUUGGAGAAAUUUGAUUUGAAAUGAUAGCAGAUGGUCUUUCACUUGCAGCUGGCAGUGCAUCCCUGUCCUGUCUCCUAUCCAGCUAUCCUGUCCGAUGGCUGCAGGUUCCUCCCCCUCCACCUCCAGCAGCCGGAGCCUCCUCGCCACCCGACCCUUGUUGCCGUUGAGGUCGACGACGAGGACGAGGACGAGGAGGCCGCCUCCAUCCACAUCCAUCCCGCCUCGCCUCAGCUGUCUCCGACCGCCCUCUGCCUACUUUUACUCCUACUCCUCCCCGUCGGCGUCGUCGUACAACGGCUGGGCCGACCUCGCCGCGGCGCCCGACACCCCUUUCCCCUUCCCCUUCCCCCUCUCCCUCCCGCCGCAGCCCACCACGCAUGGCCUCCUCGUGCUCCUCCCCACCGUCGCGCUCGCCCUCGCCCUCGCCCGCCUACCUCCCCUCCCCCUCCUCGCGGCCGCUUUCACCGCUGGAUUCGCAGCCAGGCACCUGUCCUCCUCAGCGCAGCCAGAGUCCCCCCGCCGCCUCUCCGCCCUCCUCGCCGAUCUCGAUGCCCAGGCCUGCGCCUUGAGGGACGAGCUGCUCUCCGACGCCCGCCCGGGCCUCCUCGUCCAGGCCGUCGAUCGCCUGCGCGAUGCCGUCGCUGACGCCGCCAGAGUAGCCGCGCAACAAGGCGACACCGUGUCAGAUGCGCUCGGACCGCUCUGGGAGGUCGUCGACUAUCUCGGUGCCUGGGCUCGCCACGCCGUGCGGGACCUCAGCCUCAGCUCGCCAAGGAAGAAGCCUGCAAAAAGCAACAGCACUUCAGAUGUUCAAGUCGUGGCCAAUCCCAACAACCAGGCUACUGCUGCUCAACAGCAACAAGAAAUUGGGAAUAAUAAGCCCGUGGAUUCUACUCUGCAACAAGAGCCUUUUGCAUUUGAUCCUUCUAUAGUCGAUAAUGCAAAUGGAAGGCCGCUUGGCAUGCUGCAGUUUGACGAGGAUGACAAUGGAUCCAAGGAUGCAGGAACCCGUGCUGACGCCACCGCCACUCUGGGGGUGGGGGAUGCUCGGCUGGAGAGACUAGUGUCCAAGCACAGGCAUCGGCGUGACCAUGUGCAGAAUGAUGGCCCAUUUCAAGGUGGUUCUACUAGGUUUUCCGCUGAAUCCAUGGAGUCAUCUUUGCUGGAGAGGACGCUUGAAAUCCGGGACAGGUCCUACAGGUUCAAGAUUGAGCGCCACAGCGACAGUGGUAGCAAGGUGAGUGAAACACAAGACAGGACUGAUGACGGCUUUGUCGAUAAUGCUGCUGGUUUGCAUCCUUUAUAUGAUGAUGAAGGCGCCUCUGCUGAUUCGGAUGGCGAGGAGUUCAGCCGAAACGUCAAGGAAGCUGCAGAGAUCUUGAGGAAGGCCAGGGAAUCCAUGAUGGCCAUGGCUGACGAAGAGACUGCGGAUGCACUGCUGUACAAAUCAGCUAGGCUCCUUUCCACAGCUGUAGCUUUGAGGCCAACGAGUCUGGUAGCAGUGGGUCAGCUAGGGAACACAUACCUUCUCCACGGAGAGCUCAAGCUCAAGAUUAGUCGUGAGCUGAGGACACUCUUGGCCAACAGCGGUGCUUUUCUGAAUGGAAGGGAGCGUGUUUCACGGUCCAGGAAGGUAGAUAGGAGAAUCUUAAGCAGAGAGAGCAUUUCAUCCGCUCUUGUCGAUGUAUGUGAGGAAUGUGAAAGCCUUCUUGUUGAGGCUGGCAGAAGCUACAGGAUGGCCCUCUCCAUUGAUUCAGGUGACGUCAAGGCAUUGUACAAUUGGGGACUAGCACUUAUUUUCCGGGCACAACUACUUGCUGACAUUGGACCGGAGGCCGCAGUCGAUGCUGACCGGGUGUAUCUUGCUGCAAUUGAUAAGUUUGAUGCCAUAUUGUCGAGAAGCAACACUUAUGCUCCAGAAGCUCUCUACAGAUGGGGCACUGCACUGCAGCAGCGGUCCUAUCUGCGGCCUCGGAACAGCAGGGAUAAGGUGAGGCUUCUGGAGCAGGCGAAGAGCUUGUUCGAAGAUGUGCUAUAUGUGGAAGCAGACAACAAGAUGGUGAGGGAGGCGCUGUCAUCGUGCAUAUCAGAGCUUAACUACCAUGGCCGAUGGUUAUAGACAGUUUGUUUUGGCGGAGCAGCUGCGGGCCUAUAUGAGCUACCUAUCAGGAAUCAUGAUUGCCGGAUGAAUCAAUAUAAGCAGCUAGGAUGUGAUUUACAGGACAGUAGUUUCCUCUGCCUCUUCUGCUUGUAGCAACUCAAGCGAGGAGAGAAACAUAAGCUCAGUUUAGUUAGUCCUGCGAUACAAUGCAAUAUGAUUCUUUGUAUGGAAUGUGUGGUUGAAUCGAAUACAUAAUACAAAUGAAAAAAUGUGCCAUCAAUUUUGAGCUGAAA